AUGGAGUAUCCUCCGCAAUAUCAACAGCCUCACGGGCAACAUCCUCAUGCUUCUUCUCACAUCCCUGGGCCCUACCAACCCGCCGCUCCUAAUGCCGGUGCACCUGCACCCAUGCAAUCAACUCAUUCCGCUCACCAAAGUUCUCCCAUCGUUCCUUCGCAGCAACAUUACCAGCAACCCCAGAACGGACAGAUGAAUUUCCCUCAGGGUUAUGGUGUGACUGCCCCUAUGCCACAGGCCCCAUAUGGCCUAUCAUCAGCACAAGCUGCCGCCAUGGCGACAGCAGCCGCUUCCGGUCAAUUCUAUCCCAUCCAACAUGACGGUAUGGGAGGGCAGAUGCCGCAGGGCUCGCGGGCCUCCCCUCGAAUGGCUGGUGUUCCAAUGAAGCAGGAUAGGAACCCUCGUUCUCCACACCAGAUGCCCGGCCAAAUGCCCCCGAUGGGCUCCCAGGUCCCCAUGCAGCCAAAUUCUCAGAUCCCGCCUCGGCGAAUGAGCCACGUCGGUAGUCCCGGUGUGCAAAAUGCGCAGCCUGUGAUGAGCCAUGUCAGUCGCCAAGCUGUUCCUGCCCAGAUGGCUGGACCUCCCCAGGCCGCAGUCCAGCAAAGCCAACCUUCACCUGAACUUGUUACUGGCAGCAACCAAGAAGAAUCCCCUCUUUACGUCAACGCGAAGCAAUUUCACCGAAUCCUGAAGCGUCGCGUUGCGCGUCAGAAAUUGGAGGAGCAGCUUCGUCUGACAUCAAAAGGCCGCAAACCAUACCUUCACGAAUCUCGGCACAACCACGCUAUGCGUCGGCCCCGUGGUCCUGGUGGUCGAUUCCUGACUGCUGAUGAAGUUGCCGCUAUGGAGAAGAAAGAGGGCGGAGAUGCUGUCCUCGACCUAGGAAAGGUUGAAAAUGGCUCUGCUCAGAAGCGCAAGUCAAGUGAGGUCAAUGAUGACCACUCGAGUUCAAAGAAGACCAAGACAAAUGCUAGCGCAGAAGCUAGUGAGCAAGACUCAGCCGAUGCAUCUGACGAGGAUGGUUGA
Molecule: messenger RNA, 1026 nt
Organism: Penicillium chermesinum
Lineage: Eukaryota; Fungi; Ascomycota; Eurotiomycetes; Eurotiales; Aspergillaceae
Gene: hapB
Product: CCAAT-binding transcription factor subunit HAPB
Exons: 2
Coding region: 1-1026 (341 amino acids)
Biological process (GO): regulation of transcription by RNA polymerase II
Cellular component (GO): CCAAT-binding factor complex
Molecular function (GO): DNA-binding transcription factor activity, RNA polymerase II-specific; RNA polymerase II cis-regulatory region sequence-specific DNA binding
Source: RefSeq, a predicted model, not a curated record